This is a messenger RNA of Melopsittacus undulatus (budgerigar), 1575 nucleotides long. Its product is annotated as disks large homolog 1-like. NCBI's taxonomy places the organism in Eukaryota, Metazoa, Chordata, Aves, Psittaciformes, Psittaculidae. The transcript is spliced from 5 exons. The coding region runs from base 31 to 474 and encodes 147 amino acids. Gene Ontology annotation, molecular function: protein binding. The record is from RefSeq and is a predicted model, not a curated record.
AGCGGAGCGGCCGCUGGCCACGGCGGAGCGAUGAUCCGCAGGGAAGACACUGAACGGGCAGUAGAAAUCCUGACCAGAUACCAAGGCACCCUGCAGUCCCCGGAGGAGCAGGAGCUAAAAGCCUCCAUUGGAAAAGUCUCACACAUCUUCCAAAGUGAACUGUUCCAGGCUCUGCUGGAUAUCCAUGAGUUCUAUGACUUCACACUGCGCUCCGCACCCCUGCAGCCUCCCAGCCCGGACACACACCAGGGCACCACCCGGCAGCAGCAUGGGACUGGCUCCAGCAUCCAGCCCGCAGAGCCCCAGCACUCACCCGAGGACAGCGAGCGGAGGCUCCCCGCGGCAGCCGGGGGCAGCGCGCCGGGGACGCCGCCGCGGCUGGUGAAGGUGACUGCGCGGAGGACGGCGGCUCCGGCCAGCGUGCGCAGCCUGGUGCUCGGCUCCCGCAGCGCCCUGCCCCAGGACAUCGUGUGAGAGGAAGGAAACAACAGCAGGGGCUGAAAUGCCAGCAACACCACAUAGAACCUAGCUCCAUGCUGUCUUCAUGCCAUGCAAGUAGCUUCAUCUCUGGGGAUUUCUUGAUGCUUUGCUGAAAUUAGCACCUGCAAAAAGAGCAGCUGCCAAAGCUGCAUUUGAAUCAGAUGGGCAGGCUCCUGAUAGGAAGAGGGGAGAGAAUGACAGAGCUCUUGGUUUCUGCGAAUUGCUUCCCUCCAUGAAGGCACCUGCCUGGAAAUGAGCUCACAACUCCUUUAGCCCUGUUCCGUGCCCACAUCACUGGGGUGAGAUGCCUGCAGCAGCUCUGUUCACUGUGCCUGCCCUGCCAGGGCUGGACACCCCAGUGCAAGUGCCAACAAUGUCUGGACUCUGGCACCGCCACUCCCAGUAGCCACAGCACCAGUACCCACUGAAAGAAACUGGAGAAGCACAGGGUGCAAAUGGCCCUGGCCUCCUCUGGAGCUCAGUAACAUGUCUUGAGUCCCACACAGUGUUAGGGAGCAUUGCAAGCAAGCAGCAGCAAACAGGGACUUUACUUCUUCCUUUUAGUUCUGGCAUAUACAGUUCACUAUAAAGCAGUAGCCAAGGUGGGCUCUUACUCUCAUGCAGGAGACACUGGCCACCUGCAUGUUUCUACAGGGCUUAUUGCUCUGCUUUGGUGCAGCAGUAGGAAUUACAUUACUCUGGUAGCAGCUAAAAUGGGCCAUGGGCGGUUUCAGGAGGGGAGCUGCAAGUGGAGAGGAAGGGCUCUGGUAGAGCUGCAGCCGCUGAGGCUCUAGGCCCCUCCAUCGGCUGGUGGUGAUGAGGCACUGGCAGAGAACUGGGGGAAGCAGCAGCAGGUUUGAGGUGAUGGAGCCAUCCCUGAGCCUGGGAGCUGGCAGGCAGAGUGGGGUGGAGGCAGUGGUGUGAUGCUGGCUGUCCAGGGCUGGCACCGAGGAUGGUUCCCAUGUGGGGAUGCCCAUUGCAUGUGCAGCCACCCCAUCGGCGGGGAUGGUGGAGAUGAGCAGAGAGAGGACCCCAGACCUUCCUUGUGGUGGAUGAGCUCCAGCCUCCCAUGUCAGGGGAGGGGGAUCAGAUGCU